This is a messenger RNA of Mustela lutreola (European mink), 2953 nucleotides long. It is a transcript of the gene STXBP3, whose product is annotated as syntaxin binding protein 3. Gene Ontology annotation, biological process: intracellular protein transport; vesicle-mediated transport; neurotransmitter secretion. Gene Ontology annotation, molecular function: syntaxin binding. The coding region runs from base 109 to 1884 and encodes 591 amino acids. The record is from RefSeq and is a predicted model, not a curated record. The transcript is spliced from 20 exons. Gene Ontology annotation, cellular component: plasma membrane; secretory granule. Lineage: Eukaryota; Metazoa; Chordata; Mammalia; Carnivora; Mustelidae.
CCGGAGGGCGCGGCCAGUCAGUGGGGGCAGGGCCACAGAGCUGCUUUCGCCCUGGUAAAGUAGGUUGCAAACGGGAGGCGGAGGCUGCUCUUCUGCAGUGUUGGGAAGAUGGCGCCGCCGGUGACGGAACGGGGGCUGAAGAGCGUCGUGUGGCAGAAGAUAAAAGCAACAGUGUUUGAUGACUGCAAGAAAGAAGGCGAAUGGAAGAUCAUGCUUUUAGAUGACUUUACCACUAAGCUUUUGGCAUCAUGUUGUAAAAUGACAGAUCUUCUAGCAGAGGGUAUAACUGUUGUGGAGAAUAUUUAUAAGAAUCGAGAACCUGUCAGACAAAUGAAAGCUCUUUAUUUUCUCUCUCCAACAUCAAAGUCUGUAGACUGUUUUUUACGUGAUUUUGCAAGUAAAUCUGAGAACAAAUACAAAGCAGCAUAUAUAUACUUCACUGACUUUUGCCCUGAUAGUCUCUUUAACAAAAUUAAAGCUUCUUGUUCCAAGUCAAUAAGAAGAUGUAAAGAAAUAAAUAUUUCCUUCAUUCCACUCGAGUCUCAGGUUUAUACUCUUGAUGUACCAGAUGCAUUCUAUUACUGUUACAGUCCAGACCCUAGUAAUGCAAAUGGAAAAGAUGCCGUUAUGGAAGCAAUGGCUGAGCAGAUAGUUACAGUGUGUGCUACCCUGGAUGAAAAUCCUGGAGUAAGAUAUAAAAGUAAACCUCUAGAUAACGCCAGUAAGCUUGCCCAGCUUGUUGAAAAAAAACUUGAAAACUACUACAAGAUUGAUGAAAAGAGCCUAAUAAAGGGUAAAACUCAUUCCCAGCUCAUAAUAAUUGAUCGUGGCUUUGAUCCUGUGUCCACUGUCCUGCAUGAACUGACCUUUCAGGCAAUGGCAUAUGAUCUACUGCCAAUUGAGAAUGAUACAUACAAAUACAAAACAGAUGGGAAAGAAAAGGAGGCAAUCCUUGAAGAAGAUGAUGACCUCUGGGUCAGAAUUCGACAUCGGCAUAUUGCAGUUGUGUUAGAGGAAAUUCCCAAACUAAUGAAGGAAAUUUCAUCAACAAAAAAAGCAACAGAAGGAAAGACAUCGCUUAGUGCUCUUACCCAACUGAUGAAAAAGAUGCCUCAUUUCCGUAAACAGAUUACAAAGCAAGUUGUCCAUCUUAACUUAGCAGAAGAUUGCAUGAGUAAAUUCAAACCUAAUAUAGAAAAGCUCUGCAAAAGUGAACAGGACCUGGCACUUGGAACUGAUGCAGAAGGACAGAAGGUGAAAGAUUCUAUGCGAGUACUUCUUCCAGUUCUUCUCAACAAAAGUCAUGAUAAUUAUGAUAAAAUAAGAGCGAUUCUACUUUACAUCUUCAGUAUUAAUGGAACCACGGAAGAAAAUUUGGACAGGUUGAUCCAGAAUGUCAGAAUAGAAAAUGAGAGUGACAUGAUCCGUAACUGGAGUUACCUUGGUGUUCCCAUCGUCCCCCCAUCUCAACAAAACAAACCGUUAAGAAAGGAUAGGUCUACAGAAGAAACUUUUCAACUCUCUCGAUGGACACCUUUUAUCAAAGAUAUUUUGGAGGAUGCCAUUGAUAAUAGAUUAGAUUCAAAAGAAUGGCCAUAUUGUUCCCAGUGUCCAGCAGUAUGGAAUGGCUCAGGAGCUGUAAGUGCUCGCCAGAAACCCAGAACUAAUUACUUAGAGGACCGAAAAAAUGGGUCAAAGCUGAUCAUUUUUGUAAUUGGAGGAAUUACGUACUCUGAAAUGCGUUGUGCUUAUGAAGUUUCUCAGGCACAUAAAUCCUGUGAAGUUAUUAUUGAGAUCACAAGUACGCAGAGAGAGAGGAAAGCAGGCCUCCUGCUGAACAGAGAGCCCGAUGUGAGACUCGAUCCCAGGAUCCUGAGAUCAUGACCUGAGCCGAAGGCAGAGGCUUAACCCACUGAGCCACCCAGCGUCAAACCAACAGAGCACAGCUACACAUUGGAAGAACACAGAGGCCUCUGGACAGUGGAGCUGCCACCUGCUGCUCUCAGCAAUGGUGAACCCUUGACUCCAUGUUAGAGAUGCAAUGACUUUUGGCUAAUGAGCUGGUUUCUCUGGUCUCUUACUGCAGUUAAAAUUUACACAAAGAAGGGAGGAAACAGCCAAGGCUACAUGGUCAGUAAAUAUAAAGUCAUCUUUGUAAAUCAGAGCCUAGCACUUUUCCAGAAAUUCUUAAGGACAUUGCCCUGUUACUGUUUCUUGGAUUAAGCAUGUUGCAGUGAUAAUCCUCAAUCAUGAUGGAAAUGUAAAAUUACCUUUAGAAUACAGUUUAAUAAAGCAGAGAUGCGCCAUAUUUUUAAAUAAGUGAUUACAGUAGUUAAGUUACUUUAAAGGUUAGUUGAGGGUUUAGGAACAUUCAUUUGUGGUGGUCCUUUCUAGCCUAGGUUCCAUGGAUUUGCUUUAGGUGACCAUGAACUUUAAAAAAAAAAUUGUGUGUGUUCUUACAUCCCUUUUCCCUGUAAGAGGGGGGCAUGGGGAAGGGAGAGCCCAUAGCUUUCAAUAGUUUUUCAAAGAGGGUUGGACCCAGAAAAGGUUAAGAGCUAAUGAUUUGUACGAGAACCCUUGAACUCUUCAGAGAAGUUUAAUUUUAACCUUGGGGACAGGAUAGUGAUGCUUGGCACACAAAACAAGUUAUCAAGUUGUGAUUAAAUUUAGGUAAGUGAUAAAUCUAGAAGCCUAUUAGUAUACGCACAGUUUAAGCUCCCUCUUUUAAAACACUACUACCUGGGGCGCCUGGGUGGCUCAGUGGGUUUAAAGCCUCUGCUUUCAGCUCAGGUCAUGAACCCAGGGUCCUGAGAUCAAGUCCCGCAUUGGUCUCUCUGCUCAGCAGGGAACCUGCUUCCCUUUCUCUCUCUCUGCCUGCUUGUGACCUGUCUCUCUGUCAAAUAAAUAAAUAAAAUCUUUUUUAAAAAAAUAAAAUAAAUAAUAAAAUGCUGCU